Messenger RNA from Magnusiomyces paraingens, 975 nucleotides. RefSeq lists its product as uncharacterized. Lineage: Eukaryota; Fungi; Ascomycota; Dipodascomycetes; Dipodascales; Dipodascaceae. The record is from RefSeq and is a predicted model, not a curated record. The transcript has a single exon. Bases 1 to 975 code for a protein of 324 amino acids. Gene Ontology annotation, biological process: secondary metabolic process.
AUGCCUAACUUUGAAACCAUCACCAAGUCUCUUCAAAACUACGCCAAAAACCCUACAAUUAAAACCCCUGUGGGUGUUUUUGUGGGUGGUACAUCAGGCAUUGGUCUCAACACUGCAAUCACUUUUGCACGCGUCAAUGCUGCUUCUGAGUUUCCUACCAAAAUCUAUCUUGUGGGUCGUGACUCUUCCAAAGCUAUAGAGGCUGAAAAUUUAAUCAAAGAAGUCAAUGCCUCUGCAGUUGUCAAUUUUUUGAAGCACGACAUGUGCUACAUUGAACAGGCAAAACGUGUUGCCAAUAUUGUCAAAAAUCAUGAAUCAAAACUCAACCUCUUGUUUGUGGGUCAGGGUGGGUUCCCCUCAGGUGGCCGAUCUGAAACAGAAGAAGGUAUUGACAGAAAAGUGGCAGUGUGCUACUACACUCGCUGGCAGGUUGUUGACGACUUAGUUUCUUUGUUGGCCAAGGCUGCAGAAGAUGGCGAAUCUGCCCGUGUCAUUACUGUUCUUGGUGCUGGUCGCGAAGCCAAAGCUGAAACAUUAGACAUUACGGAUUUUGAAAUGAAGAAUAAUUACUCUGUGAUGCGUAUUCUUUCAGACACUCCUGCUUACAAUACUCUUGCUGCUCAACGCUUUGCUCGAGAAUACCCUAAAGUAUCAUUUAUUCACACCAGUCCAGGGUUUGUUACCACAUCGGUUUUCCGUGACACUGCUUGGUAUCUGCGUCCGUUUCUUAAGUUUGCGACUUGGUUUUUCGCAGUUACACCAAAAGUUUCUGGAGAAAGUCAUUUGUAUGCCGGCUUGACUGCGGCUGAGUAUGAUCAUGGAGCUCACAUGUUGAAUCAAAAAAUGGAUGAAGUUUAUACCGAGGCUGAGAAGGAAAGCAAUAAGGGCCUAUUUUCUGUGGAAUUACAGGAAGCAUUGUGGAAAGACACGGAACGGGUAUUUAACCUAGCGAUUUCUCGAGAUGCUUCACAGUAA